AGAUCGAUUGAACGCGUCUCUGGAAUGGCUUGUUUUGAUGACGUCAAUCUACUGCGACAGGCCUCUGUCUGCAUUAACAGCUCGGUAUAGUGUCGCGAUCAGAAUUUGCUACAAUUGAGGCCGCUGUUUACACUAUUAUUAUGUUAUGUGCGAAUUUAAGUUGCACCGGUUAUGGGCAGCUCCAGUCGUAAGCUUUGGGGAAAAUUGUAAUUGUUAACGGUUUAUUUUAAAUAGUUACUUUCAUGCUAACCGGCUAAUAUUAGCAAGCGGAAGCAGGCCCGGAGAAGAGUUCACCACUGUUUUAUACCAGCGACGCCAGGUAACAACUGCAGAUGAGACUCACACAACGGUUGUUGCUAAAACUGAACAUUAAUUUAGUUUAAUUUUAAACCUGUGCUUCUUUAAAUAGAUCAUUUACAAACGUUAUCGUAGCCUGUGACUCCAAUAUAAAGCAUGAGUUCCAGGAGGGCAGGCUAUGUUGGUAACAUGGAUCCAUCUCAGUCAAAUAGCGGCUCAGGCCAAAGUGGAAAUCGUAAACAAAACAUAAUAAAUACUGACAGGACCGGGGCAGACUCCUGUUAUGAUCGGAAGCCAGAUAAGGCUAUAGGAUACGGGGUUUCUCAGGGAAGUAUGACUGUAACGACCCUGAAGUCUCGCCUUGCACCGACGAUUCAGACUGCCAUGUCCACUGCAGUGGACACUCUGCUGGGAGAAGUGGUGCUGGUGCUUAACGAGACCCAACAGGAGUUGCUGCACAAGGAGCAGGAGAACGAGAGACUCAAAGUGCGGCUGGAGGUGUCAGAGAGGGAACUGAAGACCCUGCAGGAGUGUCUAUGCAACGCACAGAAGCUCAUCGACCAGCUGCAGAUCUCGUACUCAGGUCCCAGCCAGUCGGUUUUUGCUCCGCCUCUGUCUUCCAUGGGAUCAAUGACCUCAGGUCUGGAUCGGGAUCACCAGAGUUCCAGAAAUGUAAAUGGACCCGGUGUUGAUCUGGGUCUUGGCGGCUCCGUUGAUGAUUCACUUCAUGGGUUUGAGCCAAGAGACGACUACAAAAUGUGUCAGCUCUCGAUCCAACCAGACGGCUCAGUGACCACCCAUCCUCUGGACACCUUUGGAUCCAACACGUCUCAUAUGUGUUCAGAUUCCAACAGGCAAGAUGACCGACAGUCUCAGGCACCUGGUGGACCCCCCAGGUUUGAGAUCAAAGAGGAGCAGGGAGCCCAGCAGCCCAGCAGGAAGGACUCUGGUCUGCGCGAUGACAACAGAGUUGGCGAUGGAGAACGAUCAUCUCACAACGUAGGUGACCUUGUUUAUGUACAAGUUGGAGAGGGAGGUUCUCAGCGUCCCUAUACUCAGUCUUUGGGCCACCAAAGACCUGUUCGAGAAUGCCGUAAUGCCAUGGAGCAGGGAGGACUAGAUUCUCACAAAGCAUUGACGAGGACGGCAGUAUCGGGGAGAGGAGAUGGAGUUUCACCAGGCAGAGCGGAGGAAUCCGCAGGACCUUCAGCCUUGGACACACCCGUGGACCCCUCUGGAGACAGACCCCACCACUGCUUAGAGUGCGGAAAGACUUUCCGUUUAAUCUCCAGCCUGAAGAAGCACAUCCGCAUCCACACGGGGGAGAAGCCUUACCCCUGUGGAGUGUGCGGACGCCACUUCCGAGAGUCAGGCGCUCUGAAGACUCACCUGCGUAUCCACACGGGGGAGAAGCCUUACUCCUGCUCUGAGUGUGGCAACAGUUUCCGACAUCUGGACGGUUUGCGCAAACACAGACGCACGCACACAGGAGAGAAACCCUACGUGUGUGCCAUCUGUGGGAAACGUCUGAGCCGGCUGCAGCAUCUCAAGCACCACCAGCUCAUCCACACCGGAGAGAGACCCUGCUGCUGUCCCUUCUGCAGCCGCAGCUUCAAGGAGCCCGCGGCGCUCCGAAAACACAUCCGAACCCACCGAGAGGAAAGUGGACACAUGGGAGUCGGAGGCAAUGAUGAAACCGAUCCAGACGCUAUUGACGACAUUAACAACCUCCACCCGGCUGCUCCGUCUCCUCAGAUGAGAUUUGGGGAGUGGGGUGCAGAGGAAGAGGACAACUCAGUGGUGGACUGUGUUUGAUUGCAUCUUCCACUGUCAGUUUAAUGUUACAGUUAAAAAAUGUUUUUUCCAAUUAUUUCCAUUUUACAUGCACACAAUGUCAUUUCAAGUCCAAUGCAACAUGAACCUGUUCCUUAUAUGACACCACAGUAUCGAUUAGCGUAAACCUAGUUUUCGUAUGACAGUGGCAUACGUGGGUAAGUAUAAAAAGUUUUAAUAAUUUUCUUUUUAUUAAUUAACAACGGUAUUUCUUUAUAUAUUCUAUGCACGUUACAAGUUUAAAGAUCCCGUACCUGUGGAAGUAUUUUAUUUUCACAGGUUAAUUUCAGCUAGAGGUUCUGGAGCACAUUCCUACAUUUCAAUUUAAUCGACUGCUGUGUUUCCCCGUUCCCCUUUUUUUCCUCUUUGUCUGACACAUUAUCAGCAGCCAGCACAAGGUUUAUGUUUUGUGGACAAACUGGUGAUCGCAUGUGCAUGUGACAACAAACACGACUGCGCGCGUUUGUGUAAAUAAGAAUAUACUUUGAGACGUUUUAUUAGUUGACGUGAGGCUGGACUGACGGUUUGUGGAAAAGUUAAUGUGCGACACAGACUGUAGAGGAUGCUAACGAACUGUAAAUAUCUCCUUUUUUUUCAUCUCAUAUGACAGGACUAUCAUGUUUAACUGCAAGGUACUAUUUCAGUUCUGUGGAUCUCAAGUCUUCUGUACCGUUCAAACAACAAUAAUGUAAAUGAGC
Messenger RNA from Cynoglossus semilaevis (tongue sole), 2828 nucleotides. Its product is annotated as zinc finger protein 34. Bases 454 to 2112 code for a protein of 552 amino acids. The transcript has 2 exons. Gene Ontology annotation, molecular function: DNA-binding transcription factor activity, RNA polymerase II-specific; RNA polymerase II cis-regulatory region sequence-specific DNA binding. NCBI's taxonomy places the organism in Eukaryota, Metazoa, Chordata, Actinopteri, Pleuronectiformes, Cynoglossidae. The record is from RefSeq and is a predicted model, not a curated record. Gene Ontology annotation, biological process: regulation of transcription by RNA polymerase II. Gene Ontology annotation, cellular component: chromatin; PcG protein complex; transcription regulator complex.